Molecule: messenger RNA, 3530 nt
Organism: Monodelphis domestica (gray short-tailed opossum)
Lineage: Eukaryota; Metazoa; Chordata; Mammalia; Didelphimorphia; Didelphidae
Source: RefSeq, a predicted model, not a curated record
GCCGACCUAUUCUGAGGCUGAGGAUUUCACUGAAAGCCACCUGAGAGUAUCCUGUUUCUACAUUGAAGCUUCCUAGAGAUCUUUCUUCAAUCUGAUUUCUCCAAACACUUCUUAACUGAGAAGAAGAUAUCUCAAACCCCAAAAGGGGGCUGAAGACUCUUCAGGGGAGAACCCAGUCCCCUUGCCCUUCCAAUCUCUUAGCACCUGCCUCCUUGUAGUUUCUUUAGGCUAGACAGAUACAUAAAUUAAUAGUGGUCUUAUUUAGUUGGGGAUAUGGGUCAGAGAAACCUGAAUUUGUGAUAUCACACUGUUCAGGCCAGGGACCAAAUAGGAAACAUUAGGGUAACCAAUUCCCAUUUCCCAUCACCCAGUUUACCUAAAAAUCCUUCAUUAAAACCUUAUAAAGUAGUCAGAUUUGCUAAGCCUCUUGAUAUGUUUGAAAAGGUAUAUGAUUCAAGAACAAUAGAGAGUCAUCUGCGCCAAUGCUCUCUGAGGCUUUGCUCUUCCUGGAGGUUUGCCUCUAGAUUCUCUCUGUGGGAGAAGAACAUCCUUAGGUUUAGUUGGCAGGGGAAACCUGUCUUCAAUUCCCCACCACCCAUUUCCUCAGGGAACCCAGUGCUGUAACUGAUAACUGUCUCCCUCAGGGAGGAGGGAGGAAGACAGAAGCUAACUCCAUUCAAGCUUUGGCUCUCUCUUAUAUACUUACUUGAUCCUGCUCCAUAAACUCAACUCCACUGAUACACCAUCACAAUCAGUGCAUGGAACCUUUAUUUUUACCUAAGAAACCAUCAUUUCUACAGUAGGGAACCAUGCUGGAGUGCACCCGGGUGAAGAUUGACAGAAGCAAAAAUAAUAAAUGUUAUUGGAAUAGUCUAUAGAUAACUUAGAUGGAAAGAACGUAAAUAAAUACAGGAAAGAUUGGACUAUAAAUUCCUUGAGGACAGGAACUGUAUUUUUCCUCUUUUGGUAUCCUUUCUGCUUAACCUAGUGCCUGGCAUAAGUACAAUUAGGUCUGUUGCGAGAUGGCAUCUGUGAUUCAGCUUUUUAGUUUUUGGUGAAAUUGGUGACUUUUUCCCCCUCAUUUGAAAGAAACAUGACAGAAGCUGCAGUAUGUAUGGGGGCUGUCCAUGCUGUAAAGGAAGUGUGGGAAACCAGGAUCAAGAAACAAACUGAAGACCUGAAGCGAGAAAAAGAAUUUCAGCAGAAGCUAGUGCGAAUCUGGGAAGAAAGAGUAAGCUUAACCAAGCUGAAGGAAAAAGUCAUCAGGGAAGAUGGAAGGGUCAUUUUAAAGAUAGAAAAAGAAGAAUGGAAGACUCUUCCUUCCUCUCUACUAAAACUGAAUCACCUGCAGGAAUGGCAGCUUCAUAGAACUGGCUUAGUAAAAAUUCCUGAAUUCAUCGGACGAUUCCAGAACCUCAUUGUAUUGGAUUUAUCUCGAAAUGCAAUUUCAGAGAUCCCUCGAGGAAUUGGACUGCUGACAAGACUUGAGGAACUGAUUCUCAGUUACAACAAAAUCAAGACCAUUCCCAAAGAGCUGAGUAAUUGUGCCAGCUUAGAGAAACUGGAACUUGCUGUCAACAGAGAUAUCUGUGACCUUCCUCAGGAGCUUAGCAACCUGUUGAAGCUCAUUCACCUUGAUCUGAGUAUGAAUCAGUUUACAACAAUCCCUUCUGCUGUGCUACAUAUGCCUGCCCUUGAGUGGUUAGACAUGGGAAGCAAUAAACUUAAAACACUUCCAGACGCUAUUGACAGAAUGGAAAACCUACAUACAUUAUGGCUUCAACGGAAUGAAAUUACAUGUUUGCCAGAAACCAUAAACAACCUCAAAAACUUGGGAACUUUGGUUCUCAGCAAUAAUCAACUACAAGAUAUUCCAGAAUGCAUGGAAGGAAUGGCAAAUCUCAAGUUUGUCAACUUCAGGGAUAACCCAUUAAAAUUGGAAGUAACACUUCCUCCCUGUGAAAAUACAGAUGAAGAGGAGGAAAAGGAAUUAUUUGGCAUUCAGUUUAUGCAAGUUUAUAUCCAGGAAUCUCGUAGGAAAGCGGAAAAUAAAGAAACUUGUCCAACUGUUUCGCCAGUAUCUAUAAAUAAUGAUGUAUAAACAAAAUCAAGAUGACCUAUGGAAGAGGAUUAUUUUGAGGACCUGGAGAAUUACCUAAAUUUCAGGACUUCUCUGAAGUUUUAGAAACAAACACCAGAAUUUGAAGAAUUACAACAUACAAACAUUGGGUAUUACCAGUUAUUUAAAAAGUGUUUUCUUCCUCGUGUGUGUGAACAGAAAGAACCAUAAUUUGAAACUACUUUUUUUUUUGUGGGAAACAAUUUUCCCAUAAUUUUUGCACAAAUGAUCUUAUCUGUUUAAAAUAUCCAGAGAAGGGCUAUAAAAUUCUUCGGUUAACAAUUUCUCUUUCAUUAUGUAGUUGAGUCUGGUGUUGAAGACUGUUUGGGUAAAGCUGUUAACAAGACAUUUUCUAAAGACACAAAGGAGUCUGUAUAGUACUGCAAAGAAGCAUUGUAUCCCUUCUGUUGCAAAUAUUGGAUUCGGCCUUGGUCAAUCAGCAAUUUACAGAGAUGACCUAUAUUUUUCCUUUCUUCAACAGUAAGAAGCCUAGAUCCAACAACGACAAAGCACAAAAUCAGAAUAAAAAUUAGCAAUGUGGUUUACUUAAAAAACUUAAUUAUUUACCAUAAAUACUAUAUUUUUUUAAAAGUAGCACUUAUAACUCAAGUAUGUAAACUGCCAUAUAGUAAUUGUUAAUAGAUAUGGUAAUUUCUUAGCUGAACCAUUAAUAAGCACCGGUGAGUACUUAUGCUCCUAGAACUGUGCUACAUCCUGAACCUACCCUCCAUAUUUUCUAAGGGACCUUUUAUUUGAGACCAUAAUUAAGAAUUUAUGAGAAUUUUCAAUUCAGAAUUCCAUUUUAUAAUUUGUGUUAUACAUCUUGAGAAAAUGAAUAACAAUCAUUUCUCCUUCUUGUUGAAUAUCACAAAAUACAUCACUUACCUAGAUAAACCUUCAGGAUUAUCAUCUGUUUUCCUGAAUCCUUCAUGCUCAUCUUCAUUAUCACUGGCCUGAUCAUCUCUUUUCUUUAUAUUAAUUUCUGAUGUUUCCAUAGUUGUUUCCCGCAUUCCACAAGUAGCCCAGCUACUCAUUCGCUGGAAAUAGUUAAAUUCUUGUGGCCCAAGUCCUAGGGUCUUGAAAAAUUCUUUGCCCACGUAAUGCCUCCAAUCACACCUGUGAUGACAACAGAGUGCAAUAACGAUGCCAGCUACUGGGAUCCGCUGAUCUAAUUCAUUCUUUUUACUUCCUUCGUUUACCAAAGUGUCAUUGUCUGCAUCCGUUUUAUCAUUCUUUAUACGCUUGGCUUCAGGUUCCUCAUUUAUUUCUUUGCAUUUGGCAGGAUAGGUUUCAACUAAACAUCGCAAUGCAAGAUCUACAAACAUAAUUACAUCAUAUAACCUCCAAACCACAUUGUAAGAAAUAAAUAUUUUGCACAUUUACAAGCAAUGCAGUAAAAUAUUUUCCAUUA